Messenger RNA from Suncus etruscus (white-toothed pygmy shrew), 468 nucleotides. Its product is annotated as metallothionein-1L-like. NCBI's taxonomy places the organism in Eukaryota, Metazoa, Chordata, Mammalia, Eulipotyphla, Soricidae. Gene Ontology annotation, molecular function: metal ion binding. The coding region runs from base 156 to 341 and encodes 61 amino acids. The record is from RefSeq and is a predicted model, not a curated record. The transcript has 3 exons.
AGUCUAGGGCAGCGGGAGGCGUGCAGGGAGAGGGGCGGGGCUUUGCGCACGGACCUGCCCCUGCCAAUAAAAGAGGCCAGGAUUCUGGUAUCCCCAACUGCUGAGCAGGUGCAUCUCUUCUUUUCUAUUUGCUGCAGACCUCACUCCACUGCCACAUGAAUCCCAACUGUUCCUGCUGCGUUGGUGGCGCCUGCAGCUGCCAGAGCUCUUGCAAGUGCAAAGACUGCAAAUGUGGCUCCUGCAAGAAAAGCUGCUGCUCCUGCUGCCCUUCAGGCUGUUCCAAGUGUGCCCAGGGCUGUGUGUGCAAAGGGGCAUCAGAAAAGUGCAGCUGCUGUCCCUGACCUGAGAUGAGGGAGCGCAUGGGCCCCUGAUGUAAAUAGAACAUUCACGUGUGUGAGCUUCUCCUUUGCUACCCACCCCCUUUUUGUACUAUGAACUAUGUGAUUGAAAAUAAAUUCAUUGACUGGA